Molecule: messenger RNA, 13281 nt
Organism: Myotis myotis
Lineage: Eukaryota; Metazoa; Chordata; Mammalia; Chiroptera; Vespertilionidae
Gene: OBSCN
Product: obscurin, cytoskeletal calmodulin and titin-interacting RhoGEF
Exons: 66
Coding region: 39-13175 (4378 amino acids)
Biological process (GO): protein phosphorylation
Molecular function (GO): protein binding; protein kinase activity; guanyl-nucleotide exchange factor activity
Source: RefSeq, a predicted model, not a curated record
CAAAGGGUCUGAGGAAGGAAGAGGCCACAGAAGGGGCCAUGGUAACGCUGCACUGUGAGCUGAGCAAGGCGGCCCCUGUGGAGUGGAGGAAGGGGCUCGAGACCCUCAGAGCUGGGGACAGAGUCAGCCUGAAGCAGGACGGGGCUGUGUGUGAGCUGGAGAUCCAGGAACUGGUUGUGGCGGAUGCCGGGGAGUACUCGUGCGUGUGCGGGCAGGAGAGCACGUCGGCCACAUUGACCAUCAAGGCCCUGCCCGCCAAGUUCACAAAGGGUCUGAGGAAGGAAGAGGCCACAGAAGGGGCCAUGGUAACGCUGCACUGUGAGCUGAGCAAGGCGGCCCCUGUGGAGUGGAGGAAGGGGCUCGAGACCCUCAGAGCUGGGGACAGAGUCAGCCUGAGGCAGGAUGGGGCUGUGUGUGAGCUGGAGAUCCAGGAACUGGUUGUGGCGGAUGCCGGGGAGUACUCGUGCGUGUGCGGGCAGGAGAGCACGUCAGCUACACUGACCGUCAGGGCCUUGCCCGCGAAGUUCACAAAGAGUCUGAGGAAGGAAGAGGCCAUGGAAGGGGCCACAGCCACACUGCGCUGCGAGCUGAGCAAGGCAGCCCCUGUGGAGUGGAGGAAGGGGCUCGAGACCCUCAGAGCUGGGGACAGAGUCAGCCUGAGGCAGGAUGGGGCUGUGUGUGAGCUGGAGAUCCGAGGUCUGGCUGUGGCAGAUGCCGGGGAGUACUCGUGCGUGUGCGGGCAGGAGAUCACGUCGGCCACACUGACCAUCAAGGCCCCGCCGUUGGUAUUCAGGGAGCCUUUGCAGAGCCUGCAGGCUGAGGAAGGCACAGGGGCCAGGCUGCGAUGUGAGCUGUCUGAGCCCAGGGCUGUGGUCUGGAGCAAGGGUGGCCUGGAGCUGCAGGCCGACGAGCGCCGGGAGCCACGGCAGCAGGGCUGCAUGGUGGAGCUGGUGCUGCGGGACCUGCGCUGGGAAGAUGCGGGCGAGUACACCUGCACCUGUGGCUCCCAGGCCACCAGCGCCACUGUCACCGUCACAGCUGCACCCGUGCGGUUCCUCCGGGAACUGCAGGCCCAGGAGGUGGAUGAGGGUGGGACUGCACGCCUGUGCUGUGAGCUGAGCCGGGCGGGCACCAGUGUGGAGUGGCGCAAGGGCUUGCUGCAGCUCUUCCCCUGUGCCAAGUACCAGAUGGUUCAGGAAGGCGUGACUGUGGAGCUGCUGGUGCACGAUGCAGACCAGGAGGACGCUGGGCACUACACCUGUGACACAGGCCACGCACAGAGCACUGCCAGACUCUCAGUUCGCGCCCCCAGGCCCAUGUUCCAGACUGAGCUGCAGGACGCAGAGCAGGAGGUGGGCAGCCUGGCCCGGCUGUGCUGCCAGCUGAGUGAGGUGGAGCCUGGGGCCCCUGUGCAGUGGCUCAAGGAGGGUGUGGAGCUGCACACUGGCUCCAAGUACGAGAUGCAUCACCGGGGGGCCAUGUGUGAACUGCUGAUCCACGGGCUCGAGGCCAAGGAUGCGGGCCAGUAUGCCUGCGUGGUGGGUGGCCAGAAAACCAUGGCCUCUGUCAAGGUCAGAGCCCCCCAGGUGACCAUUCUGGAGCCCCUGCAGGAUGUGCAGCUCAGUGAGGGCCAGGAUGCCCAUUUCCGAUGCCGGCUGUCCAGGGCCUCUGGCCAGGAGGCUCGCUGGGCCUUGGGAGGAGUGCCUCUGCAGGCCAACGAAAUGAAUGACAUUACAGUGGAGCAAGGCACACUCCACUCGCUCACUCUCCACAAGGUGACCCUCGAGGAUGCAGGAACCAUCAGUUUCCAGGUGGGCUCAUGUAGCUCAGAGGCCCAGCUGAAGGUCACAGAGGCAGCGCCAUGCCUGGUACGUGGCUUGCAGAAUGUGGACGUCUUUGCGGGGGAUGUGGCCACGUUCUCCUGUGAGGUGUCCUGUGCGGGUGGGCCCGAGGCCUGCUGGUGGCUGGAUGGGACUCUGCUGCAGGACAGCCCCCAGAGUGCCAUCUGCGUGCACGAUGGGACGGUUCAUUCCCUCACGCUGUCGGGCCUGGGGGUUGCUGACUCAGGCACCGUCACCUACCGUGCAGGGCCCCUGGUCUCCACGGCCAAGUUGUUGGUCAAAGAUCCUGCAGUGGAGGUGGUCAGUGCCAUGCAAGACCUGGCGGUGGAGGAGGGUGGCCCAGCCGAGCUCCUCUGCCAGUACUCACGGCCAGUGCAGGCCACGUGGAAGAUGGACGAGCAGGAGGUGCGCGCCGACGGGCGUCGCGUCAUCAUAGAGCAGGACUGGACCGUGGCCAGGCUGUCCUUCAGACCAGCCUUGCCCUGCGACAGUGGCAUCUAUUCUUGUGAGGCUGCGGGCACCCGAGUGGUGGCUCUGCUGCAAGUGCAAGCCAAGAAUACAGUGGUGCGUGGCCUGGAAAACGUGGAGGUGCCCGAGGGGGGCGAAGCGCUAUUUGAGUGCCAGCUGUCCCGGCCAGAGGUGGCUGCACACACCUGGCUGCUGGAUGACCAGCCCGUGCUCAGCUCAGAGAACGCUGAGGUGGUCUACUUCGAGAAUGGUCUGCGGCACCUGCUGCUGCUCAAAAACCUGCGGCCUCAGGACAGCUGCCGGGUGACCUUCCUGGCUGGGGAUGUGGUGACCUCAGCGUUCCUCACCGUCAGAGGCUGGCGCCUGGAAGUCCUGGAGCCCCCGCGGGAUGCGGCCGUGGGGGCAGGAAGGCAGGCCCACUUCAGCUGCACUCUCAGCGAGGUGGUGCCCGUGGGCGAGGCAACCUGGUACAUCAACGGGACUGCAGUGCAGCCUGACGACGUGGACUGGAUGGUGACCGCAGAUGGCAGCCACCACACGCUGCUGCUGCGCCGAGCCCGGCCGCACCACGCCGGCGAAGUCACCUUUGCUGCCCGCGAUGCCGUGGCCUCUGCGCAGCUCACCGUGCUGGGCCUCCCGGAUCCCCCGGAGGAUGCCGAGGUCGUGGGGCGCAGUGACCACUCCGUGACGCUGUCUUGGGUGGCCCCAACAAGCGAUGGCGGUGGCGGUCUCUGUGGCUACCGGGUGGAGAUGAAACCAUCGGCCACUGGGGAGUGGCAGCUGUGCCACGAACUGGUGUCCGAGCCGGAGUGCGUUGUGGAUGGCCUGGCCCCUGGGGAGACCUACCGCUUCCGCGUGGCGGCUGUGGGCCCUGCAGGCGCCGGAGAGCCCGUGCACCUGCCCCAGACAGUGAGGCUCGAGCCCCUGGGACCUGCGCCCGCGCCCCUAGCUCUGGAGUGCCGGCAGGUGGCGGCCGGCCAGGAUUUGCGUCUGGAUUGUGAGGUGGUGGAGGCUGGAGAGGUUGUCUGGCUGAAGGGAACGGAGCGCAUCCAGCCUGGGGGGCGCUUCCAGGUUCUUUGCCAGAGUGGGCGACAGACGCUGGUGAUUCGGGACUUCUCAGCAGAGGACCAGGGCGAGUACCGCUGCAGCCCUGCCAGGGAUCCCAUCUCUGCUGCUGCCGUGGCCUUCCAGGUGGUGCUGACACCAGGAUCCAGAGAUGAGGUCCCUGCACAGCCCAGCCUGCCUCCUGAGGCGGCCCAGGAGGGUGACCUGCACCUGCUGUGGGAGGCCCUGGCUCGAAAGCGCCGCAUGAGCCGCGAGCCCACACUGGACUCCAUCAGCGAGCUGCCUGAGGAGGAUGGGCGCCUGCAGCGCCAGCGCCAGCGGCAGGAGGCAGAGGACCUGGCCCCUGACCUAUCUGAGGACUACUCCACAGCUGAUGAACUGGCACGUACUGGUGAGGCCGACCUCUCACACACCAGCUCUGACGACGAGUCCCGAGCAGGCACUCCUUCCCUGGUCACCUAUCUCAAGAAGGCUGGGAAGCCUGGCACCUCUCCACUGGCCAGUAAGGUUGGGGCUCCAGCAGUCCCUUCUGGAAAGCUGCAGAAGCAACAGAAACAGCCAACCACAGUGUGCCCGCCACCAGGAGACCUGAGUAUUGAGGACCUCAGUGACCCAUCUCUGGACAAGGCAGCCAUGAAGAUCCAGGCUGCCUUCAAGGGUUACAAGGUGCGGAAGGAGAUGAGGCAGCAGGAGGGGCCCGUGUUCCGGAGCACAUUUGGAGACACUGAGGCACAGGUUGGGGACACCUUACGUCUAGAGUGUGUGGUGUCCAGCAAGGCAGACGUGCAAGCUCGUUGGCUGAAGGAUGGAGUGGAGCUGACGGAUGGCAGGCACCACCACAUUGACCAGCUCAAGGAUGGCACCUGUUCUCUGCUGGUCGCUGGCGUGGGCCAUGCGGAUGCGGGCUGCUACACCUGCCAGGUGAGCAGCAAGUUUGGCUGUACGGUCCACAGUGCCCACGUGGCUGUCAGCGGGACAGAGAGCGAGGCUGAGAGCUCCUCUGGUGGAGAAGUGGAUGACGCCUUCCGCCGGGCAGCCCGGCGGCUGCACCGCCUCUUCCGCACCAAGGGCCCAGCUGAGGUUUCGGAGGAGGAGAUCUUCUUGAGUGCCGAUGAGGGCUCAGCGGAGCCUGAGGAGCCUGGGGACUGGCAGACGUACCGCGAAGAUGAGCACUUGGUUUGCAUCCGCUUUGAGGCACUGCCUGAGGCCCGUCGGGCGGCCACCCACUUCCAGGAGAUGUUCAAGAUGCUAGGCAUUGGGGUGGACAUCAGCCUGUUGGAGCAGGGACCCCGGGGGGUGGAGAUACGCAUCGCCAAGGUGGCCCUUGCCCCCGCAGUGCCUUUGGAGCCAGUGCCCAGCUUGCGCACCACAGAGGCUGCCCCAGUGUUCCUGACUGAGUUGCAGAAUCAGGAGGUGCUGGACGGGUACCCUGUGAGCUUCGACUGUGUGGUGACAGGCCAGCCCGUGCCCAGUGUGCGCUGGUUCAAAGAUGGGAGGAUCCUGGAGGAGGAUGACCACUACAUGAUCAGUGAUGACCAACAGGGCGGCCACCAGCUCAUCAUCACAGCUGUGGUGCCUGCAGACAUGGGUGUCUACCGCUGCCUGGCUGAGAACAGCAUGGGUGUGUCCUCCACCAAGGCUGAGCUCCGAGUGGACUUGACCAGCACUGACUAUGACACUGCCGCGGAUGCCACCGAGACCUCGUCCUACUUCAGCGCCCAAGGCUACCAGUCCAGUCGAGAGCAGGAGGGUGUAGAGUCUACGUCAGAAGAGGGACAAUUGCCCCAGGUGGUGGAGGAGCUGAAAGACCUCCAGGUGGCCCCUGGCACACGCCUGGCCAAGUUCCAACUCAAGGUGAAAGGCUACCCGGUGCCCCGCCUGUACUGGUUCAAAGAUGGGCAGCCCCUGACUGCUUCUGCGCACAUUCGCAUGGUGAACAAGAAGGCACUGCACAGCCUGGAGAUCCUGUCGGUUACCAGUGAGGAUGCCGGCCAGUACUCUGCCUAUGUCAGCAACACUGUGGGUGCCGCUUACUCCUCUGCCCAGUUACUGGUCCAAGGCCCUAAUGACCCAGAAAAGAAGCCGGCAGCAGAUGUGCAGCAACAGCUGGUGCCACCCCGAUUCCUGGAGAAGUUCACCUCUAAGAAGGUGAAGAAGGGCUCCAGCAUUACUUUAUCCGUGAAGGUCAAAGGUCUCCCCACCCCCACUGUGCACUGGCUGCGGGAGGAGGCCGAGCAGGUGCUGUGGAUUGGCCAGGACACCCCGGGCUACACGGUGGCCAGCUCAGCCCAGCAGCACAGCCUGGUCCUGCUGGACGUGGGCCCACAGCACCAGGGCACCUACACCUGCAUCGCAUCCAACGCUGCUGGCCAGGCCCUCUGCUCCGCCAGCCUGCAUGUCUCUGGCUUGCCCAAGGAGGCAGGAUCAGUGGGAGAGACCGCUGCGGUGAAGGAGGCCCUCAUCUCCACCUUUCUUCAGGGGACCAAAGCCAUCUCCGAACAGAUGCCUGUGGAUUUCACCAACCUUGCUGGGCAGAAAGGAGAGCCCCUGGCAGCCGAGGCCCAUGGCCACCUGACCCUGGCUGAGGUGGGCACGGAGGAGUUCCUGCAGAAGCUGACCUCACAAAUCACGGAGAUGGUGUCGGCCAAGAUCACCCAGGCCAAGCUGCAGGUGCCUGGAGGUGACAGUGACGAGGAGUCCAAGACACCGUCCGCAUCUCCCCGUCAUGGCCGCUCUCGCCCCUCCUCCAGCGUCCAGGAGUCAUCCUCGGAGUCGGAAGACGGGGACUCCCGGGGGGAGAUCUUUGACAUCUACGUGGUCACUGCUGACUACCUGCCCCUAGGGGCUGAGCAGGACGCCAUCUCGCUGCGGGAGGGCCAGUAUGUAGAGGUGCUGGACUCGGCCCACCCUCUGCGCUGGCUUGUGCGCACCAAGCCCACCAAGUCCAGCCCCUCAAGACAGGGCUGGGUGUCCCCUGCCUAUCUGGACAAGCGGCUCAAGCUGUCGCCUGAGUGGGGGCCCGCUGAGGCCCCCGAGUUCCCCAAGGAGGCCGUGUCUGAGGAUGAGUACAAGAUGAGGUUGAGCUCCAUCGUCCAGGAGCUGCUGGCCUCUGAGCAGGCCUUUGUGGGCAAGCUGCAGUUUCUGCAGAGCCACCACAUGCAGCACCUGGACCACUGCCCCCACGUGCCAGCGGCGGUGGCCAGCCAGAAGGCCGUCAUCUUCCGCAACGUGCCGGACCUCAGCCAGUUCCACAACAGCUUCCUGCAGGAGCUGCAGAGCUGCCAGACAGAUGACGACGUGGCCAUGUGUUUCCUCAAGAACCAGGCGGCCUUUGAGAAGUACCUGGAGUUCCUGGUGGGCCGAGUGCAGGCCGAGUCGGUGGUGGUCAGCACGGCUGUGCAGGAGUUCUACAAGAAAUACUCGGAAGAGGUGCUGUCGGCCAUUGACCCCUCGCAGCCGCCCCCACCGCCGCUGCAGCACUUCCUGGAGCAGCCGGUGCAGCGGGUGCAGCAGUACCAGGCUCUGCUCAAGGAGUUGAUCCGCAACAAGGCGCGGAACCGGCAGAACUGCGCACUGCUGGAGCAGGCCUACGCGGUGGUGUCGGCCCUGCCGCAGCGGGCGGAGAACCAGCUGCACGUGUCGCUCAUGGAGAACUACCCAGGCACCCUGGAGGCCCUGGGCGAGCCCAUUCGCCAGGGCCACUUCAUUGUGUGGGAAGGGGCACCGGGUGCGCGGAUGCCCUGGAAGGGCCACCACCGCCACGUCUUCCUGUUCCGCCACCACCUGGUGGUCUGCAAGCCCAAGAGGGACUCACACACCGACACCUUCAGCUACGUGUUCCGGAACAUGAUGAAGCUAAGCAGCAUCGACCUGAACGAGCAGGUGGAGGGGGACGACCGUGCCUUCGAGGUGUGGCACGAGCGGGAGGACUCGGUGCGCAAGUACCUCCUGCAGGCUCGGACUGUCAUCACCAAGAACGCAUGGGUGAAGGAGAUCUGCGGCAUCCAGCAGCGCUUGGCCCUCCCCGUCUGGCGGCCCCCGGAUUUCGAGGAAGAGCUGGCCGACUGUACAGCCGAGCUGGGUGAAACAGUCAAGCUGGCCUGCCGUGUGACGGGCACACCCAAGCCCAUCGUCAGCUGGUACAAAGAUGGGAAGCCAGUGGAGGUGGACCCUCACCACAUCCUCAUUGAAGACCCUGAUGGCUCAUGCACCCUCAUCCUGGACAAUCUGACCAGCGCUGAUUCCGGCCAGUACAUGUGUUUUGCGGCCAGUGCUGCCGGCAAUGCCAGCACCCUGGGCAAGAUCCUGGUGCAGGUCCCCCCAAGGUUUGUGAGCAAGGUCCGGGCAGUGCCUUUUGUGGAAGGAGAGGACACCCAGGUCACCUGCACCAUCGAAGGUGCCCCACACCCUCAGAUCAGGUGGUACAAGGACGGGGCCCUCCUGACCCCUGGUGGCAAGUACCGGACCCUGAGUGAGCCACGCAGUGGCCUGCUGGUGCUGGAGAUCCGGGAGGCCAGCAAGGAGGACCUGGGCCACUAUGAGUGUGAGCUGGUGAACCGGCUGGGCUCCGUACGAGACGGCGUGGAGCUGUGCCUGCAGGGCCCUACCCUGCAGGCCAGGGAACCACACCGCCGCAGGGAGCACGUGGCUGUGGUGGAAGGUGCUGCUGUCCCACCCCCAACUGCUCUGGAGCAAGUGGACCAGAGCACAUCUGGCCAGAGGACACUGGUGGGCCUGGAGGCUCCGGGAACCUCUGCAGGGGACCACGCUGGCCUGGGCCCCAAGGAGCCACUUGCUCUCCAGGAGGCCAGCCCCCAGCUCCUAGGCACUGAGGCUGCAGAUGAACCUGGCCCUGGCCUCCCACCAGCAGAGUCCAGGAAGGUGCCUGAGUCUCUCCCUCCUGGGAGCCAGGAUCAGGACCCAGGGGCUCCUGUGGCGGCUCACAAACGCAUGGUUCCCAUCAGGAUGGAGAGCGCGGCCUGGCCAGGGACAGAGGCCACUGAGCUCUGGGAUGUCUGCAGCCAUGUGUUCACAGAAACCAUGCACCGGACAUACGUGUACAAGGCCAGCGACCUGGGUGCCGCAGCAAGACCCCCGUCCAUGCAGGUCACCAUCGAGGAUGUGCAGGCACAGGGAGGCAGCACAGCGGAAUUCCAGGCCGUCAUCGAGGGCAACCCACAGCCCACAGUGACCUGGUAUAAGGACAGCGUCCAGCUGGUGGACAGUGCACGGCUCAGCCAGCAGCAGGAAGGGACAACCUACUCCCUGGUGCUGAGGGAUGUGGCCCAGCACGAUGCCGGUGUCUACACCUGCCUGGCCCAAAACGCUGGCGGCCAGGUGCUGUGCAAGGCGGAGCUGCUGGUGCACGAAGGGGCCAGCGAGCUGGGCUCGGGGAAGCAAAGCUAUCGGAGAAAACUGCACUCUUUCUACGAAGUCAAGGAAGAGAUUGGGAGAGGUGUGUUCGGCUUUGUGAAGAGGGUGCAGCACAAGGGCAACCAGAUGUCUUGUGCUGCCAAGUUCAUCCCCCUGCGGAGCAGGACGCGCACCCAGGCUUACCGGGAGCGAGAUGUGCUGGCAGAGCUGAGCCACCCGCUGGUGACCAGGCUGCUGGACCAGUUUGAGACGCGCAAAACGCUCAUUCUUGUCCUGGAGCUGUGCUCAUCAGAGGAACUACUGGACCGCCUGUUCAAGAAGAGUGUGGUGACAGAAGCUGAGGUCAAGGUCUACAUCCAGCAGCUGGCGGAGGGGUUGCAUUACCUGCACAGCCACAGCAUCCUCCACCUAGACAUAAAGCCCCCCAACAUCCUGAUGGUGCAUCCUGCUCGGGAAGACAUUAAAAUCUGCGACUUUGGCUUUGCCCAAAAAAUCACCAUGGCAGAGCCAAAGUAUAGCAAGUACGGGUCCCCUGAGUUUGUGUCCCCGGAGAUCAUUGAGCAGACCCCUGUGAGCGAAGCCUCUGACAUCUGGGCUAUGGGGGUCAUCUCCUACCUCAGCUUGACCUGCGUGUCCCCAUUUGCGGGCGAGAGUGACCGAGCAACCCUCCUGAACGUGCUGGAGGGGCGGGUGUCCUGGAGCAGCCCGGUGGCUGCACACCUCAGCCCGGAUGCUCAGGACUUUAUCAAGGCCGCCCUGCGGAGGGUCCCGGAAAGCCGGCCCAGUGCAGCCCAGUGCCUUGCCCACCCCUGGUUCCAGAAGUCCCUGCCCGCGGAGGAGGCCCACUUCAUCAACACCAAGCAGCUCAAGUUCCUCUUGGCCCGCAGCCGCUGGCAGCGCUCCCUGAUGAGCUACAAGUCCAUCCUGGUGAUGCGCUCCAUCCCCGAGCUGCUCCAGGGCCCGCCGGACAGCCCUUCCCUCGGCGUGGCCCGGCACCUGCGUGGCGACGCCAGCGCCUCUUCCAGCAGCUCCUCGUCCUCCGACAACGAGCUGGCACCCUUCGCCCGGGCCAAGUCGCUGCCACCCUCCCCGGUGACGCACUCGCCGCUGGUGCACCCGCGAGGGUUCCUGCGGCCGUCGGCCAGCCUGCCCGAGGAGGCCGAGGCCUGUCCUCCCGAGGAGGCCCUGCCUCGGCCCGCGCCGCCCGGGGGCACCGAGCCCGCAGCUGCCCCGGGCUGCGUGCCCCGGCAGAGCGUCAUCCGCAGCCUGUUCUACCAGCAGGCCGGCCAGAGUCCGCCGCGCGGGGCCCCGGCCACGGCCACGGCCACGGCCACGGCCACGGGCAGGCGGGUGCCUGCGCGGCGGAGGCACCUGCUCAAGGGCGGCUACUUCGCGGGCGCCGUGCCCGGCCUGCGCGAGCCGCUGCUGGAGCACCGCGCGCUGGAGGAGGCGGCCGCCCGAGAGGAGCCGCCCUCCUUCGAGACUUCCCCGCGGCCGCCCAGCGCCAGCACCGGCGCCCCCGGAGGCCCCUGCCGCAGCCAGUCCCUGGGCUCCGACUGUCCCCGUGGGGCCGGCCCCUCCGGAGAGGCCUGCCAUGAGGGGCAGGGUCCCUCACCCACCCUCUGGGGCCUCCAGGCUGAAACAGGAGGGGAGAGCAUGCCCAGAGAGGUGGCAGGUGCCCCGGAAAUGGAGUCUCGGGAAGGGCAGAGACCAUUUUCAUCUUCUGGCGGAGAUCCUUGCCUUGCUGAGCAAGAGGGGUCCUCCCAGGACAGCUGUGGGGGGCAGCCGGCUCCUUUUUAUCACCCCCAGAGGGGCCCUGCCACCAGGAAGGGCUCUGAUCCCCCUGAGGCUGUUGCACCCCAAGCUCCUGGCUCCUUCCUCUCCCGGGGACUGCAGGCUCCCUCCUCCUCAGCUCAGGCAAGCCUCCAGUCAGGCCCGAAGAUGGGGCUGGAGGCCACCCUGUUUCCUGGGAGGCCCCGUCCCCCCAGCUCUCCAGGGCCAGCCUCCCCAUCUGGCAGGGCGCCCGGCUCCUCCCUGGACACCAAGGAUCUAGCCCAGGAGACAGAGGGCCUGUGGGAGUCUGAGCCCAGCCCACCUCAGCCUCGGGAGCAGGCGACCUCACGGAAGUUCUCCCUCGGGCACCAUGGCGGUUAUGCAGGGGUGGCCGGCUAUGGUGCCUUUGCCUUUGGCGGGGAUGCGGGAGGCAUACUGGGACAGGGACCCCUGUGGGCCCGGAUGACCUGGGCCACCUCUCAGUCCUCGGAGGAACAGGACGAAACAGGGGCCGAGAGCCCACUCCCCCAGGCCAGCGUGGUGCCCUUGCCAGAGGGCAGCGGGGGAAGGGGAUCCCAGGUGUCGCUGGUGCAGAUCCAGGACCUGUCAGGGGACAUGGAGGCAGCAGACACCAUGUCUCUGGAUAUAUCAGAGGUGGAGCCUGCCUACCUCAACCUGUCGGACCUGUACGACAUCAAGUACCUUCCCUUUGAGUUCAUGCUCUUCAGGAAGAUCCCCAAGCCAGAGCUGCCACCAUCCCCAGCGUCAGAGGCCGGGGAGGAGCUGGCUGAGCUCCCAGAGGCCACGUGGUCCUGGCAGGGUGGGCUGGGCCUGCCUGCCAGCCUGGAGAUCAGGGAAGAGCUGGAGGACAGUGAGGCCCUGUUCAGGGAGGCAGGCGGCAGCAGGAAGCGCAAGUGGUCACCCCCCUCCAGUGGCCUGCGCUUCCCUGGGAGGCAUGCCCUGCUGGAUGAGCCUGUGGAACUGGGGCUGCGCCAGAAGGUGAGGGCCUCAGUGGCCCAUAUCUCCAGCCUCCUGAGAGGCAGGCCUCAAGGUCCAGAGAAGGAGGGUCCCCCUAGGAAAAAGGCAGGCCUAGUUUCCUUCCGGCUGUCGGGUCUGAAGAGCAGAGACCAAGCGCCAUCCUUCCUAAGGGAGCUUGCAGAUGAGACCGUGGUCCUGGGCCAGUCUGUGACUCUUGCCUGCCAAGUGUCGGCCCAGCCAGCUGCCCAGGCCACCUGGGAUAAAGAUGGGGUCAUCCUGGAGAGCAGCAGCCGCCUCCUCAUCUCCUCCACACUAAAAAAUUUCCACCUUCUGACCAUCCUGGUGGUGACCACUGAGGACCUAGGCAUGUACACAUGCAGCGUGCACAAUGCCCUGGGCACGGCAGCCACCACAGCUGUCCUCCGGAAAGCAGAGCGCCCCUCGUCCUCCCCGCGCCCAGACAUCGGGGAGGUGUAUACUGAUGGGGUCUUGCUGGUCUGGAAGCCCAUGGAGUCCUAUGGCCCUGUGACCUACAUUGUGCAGUGCAGCCUAGAAGGUGGCAGUUGGAGCACGCUGGCCUCAGACAUCUUUGAUUGCUGCUAUCUGGCCAGCAAGCUUUCCAGAGGCGGUGUGUAUGCCUUUCGGACUGCGUGCGUCAGCAAGGCCGGCAUGGGCCCCUACAGCAGCCCCUCUGAGCAGGUCCACCUGGGAGGGCCCAGGCACCUGGCCUCCGAGGAGAGCUGUCCUGCACCGUCAGCCCAGCCGCUCCCCAGCACGCAGACCUUCGCCUUCCAAACACAGAUCCGAAGGGGCCGCUUCAGCGUGGUGCGCCAGUGCCGGGAGAAGGCCAGUGGACGGGAGCUGGCCGCCAAGAUCAUCCCCUACCACCCGGAGGACAGGACAGCCGUGCUCAGCGAGUACGAGGCCCUCAAGGGCCUGCGCAACCCGCACUUGGCCCAGCUGCAGGCCGCCUACCUCAGCCCCCGGCACCUGGUCCUCAUCUUGGAGCUGUGCUCAGGGCCGGAGCUGCUCCCCUGCCUGGCUGAGCGGGCCUCCUAUUCAGAAUCUGAGGUGAAGGACUACCUGUGGCAGAUGCUGAGCGCCACCCAGUACCUGCACGCACAGCGCAUCCUGCAUCUGGACCUCAGGUCCGAGAACAUGAUCGUCACAGAGUACAACCUGCUCAAGGUGGUUGACUUGGGCAACGCUCAGAGCCUCGCCCAGGAAAGGGUCCUGCCCUCAGAGAGGUUCAAAGACUAUGUGGAGACCAUGGCCCCGGAGCUCCUGGAGGGCCAGGGUGCCGUUCCACAGACUGACAUCUGGGCCAUCGGUGUGACGGCGUUCAUAAUGUUGAGCGCUGAGUACCCAGUGAGCAGCGAGGGCACGCGAGACAUGCAGAAAGGCCUGCGCAAAGGGCUCAUCUUGCUGAGUCGCUGCUACGCGGGGCUGUCCGGGGGAGCCGUGGCCUUCCUGCAGAGCACGCUGUGCGCGCACCCCUGGGGCCGGCCGUGUGCAUCCAGCUGCCUGCAGUGCCCAUGGCUGACUGAGGAGGGCCCAGCCUGCUCCCAGCCCUCCGCGGUGACCUUCCCCACAGCACGUCUGCGUGCCUUUGUGCGAGAGCGUGAGAAGAGGCGGGCGCUGCUGUACAAGAAGCACAACCUGGCCCAAGUGUGCUGAGCGCUUGGUCCUGCGGUGUUUGGGGUGGGGGUGGGGGGGUGUCACACUGCUAGGCAGCACACCUGGCCUCCACACGCAGUAUAUGCACAGACACUAAUAAAAACCA